Messenger RNA from Salvelinus namaycush (lake trout), 1878 nucleotides. Its product is annotated as zinc finger protein 239-like. Gene Ontology annotation, cellular component: nucleus. The record is from RefSeq and is a predicted model, not a curated record. The coding region runs from base 122 to 1147 and encodes 341 amino acids. NCBI's taxonomy places the organism in Eukaryota, Metazoa, Chordata, Actinopteri, Salmoniformes, Salmonidae. The transcript has 2 exons.
UUGGAUGCCAACCGCCGUUAAACCUCAUCGAAGAAGAACGCUAAGCAGAAUCAGAGAUAGAGGUUUCAACCAACAUUUCUUUGAUAAAGCGAAAACAUAGACUUUCAUAACCAUUGCUAAUAUGUCAAAGCUACAGAUGUUGAAUAUGUUUGUCACCGAGCGUUUGUCGGCGGCUGCUGUGGAGAUAUUCGGAGCCGUGGAGAAAACCGUAGCAGAGUAUCAGGAAGAAAUCUGCCGUUCGGCGGAGGAGAACGAGCGUUUACGCAGGCUGUUGGAUUUGGUUAGCAAACCGGAGAUAAAGUUACACAGAGCAGACUUCCAGGUACUGACUCCUGCCGUUCCCCCUGAGCAGCAGAACUGUAAGCAGGAGUGGAGCCCCAGUCUAAGGCAGGAGGACCCAGAACCCACACAGAUUAAAGAGGAACAACAGGAGCUCAGACUCAGUCAGGAGGACCCACCUCAGCCCUCAUAUCUAUACCAAAACCAAACUGUGGAUGACGGAGAGAGGGGUAUUCUACCUAUCAUCAUAACUGAAGAGAUCAAAACAGAAGCUGAUGGAGAGGGCUACAUAGUACCAGAACCAACCAGUGAUCAGCCCCUUUCAGUUCAUCCAGACUGCUCUGCUGCAGUGGAGAAGCCAUAUCGGUGUCAACAAUGUGACAAAAGCUUCACACGUAAGGGACACUUGACCAUCCAUUCAAAAAUACACACAGGAGAGAAAUCUUAUCUGUGCAAACAAUGUGACAAAAGCUUCAUCCAGAAAGGCGACUUGGACAGACAUACAAGGGUACACACAGGAGAUAAUCCAUAUCAGUGCAAACAAUGUGGCAAAAUGUUUAACCAGAAAGGAAGCUUGACCAUCCAUUCAAGGAUACACACAGGGGAGAAACCUUAUCAGUGCAAAGACUGUGACAAAUCCUUCAACCAGAAGAUGGAAUUGAUAUUGCAUAUGAGAGUUCACACAGGGGAGAGACCAUAUAAUUGUCCUGUAUGCAAGAAAAGUUACAUGGCAUUAAGCUAUUUAAGACUUCAUCAGCGUGUUCACACCGGGGAGAAACCUUACCAGUGCAAAGAAUGUGGCAAAUGCUUUGGUUAUAAAGGAAGCUUGAAGUCUCAUAUGAGCACUCACACAAAAGAAUCAGCCUGAAGUGAGAACAACAAAUGACUACUCACGUGAAUUUCUUGUUACAUCCAACUUGUAAAUAAUUUAUGUUCUAUUACCUGGCAUUUGACAACAAAACAAAUGUAGUUAUGUGAGAGGAGUGAUAAAACAUCAGUCAGUAUCAGAUUUGUAAGCUCAUUUUAGCUCUCACUUUUUUUGGAUACCUACUGGCCAGGACAAUGAGGGAAUUUGACAAUGCUGGCCCGGCUGAAAAGUGAUUGCAUCCUUUUUGAAACCAGGCUGCCUCACGGGCAUGAGCCACUCCUCCCUCACCGCUUUUGCCUGGUCACAUGAUGUGCCAUAGUCCGGUGCACCGCGGUUCAGCCUAAUCAAACUCCUGCACUGCUGGCUUCAGGAAGUCAUCACAACUGUGUCUAGCAGAGCACACACUUGGAUUCCUAAACAACAGGAGUUCAUAUUCAAUUGUUUAACAAUGACAUACAGGAUAUUUGGGCCACUAUCUUCUAUCUGUACUUCUGUCUGCAUGUUAGAAUAUUAUAGUAGCCUAUUAUGUCUUUGUUGACUAUAUAAUGCAGCAAAUAUUUUAUGUUUUCAUUUUUUCGUGGGGGAGUAGAUCAGCUUUAAUAUUGCAGACAGAUUGUGGCUUUCAAUGUAAUUGCAUCAUUUCCAAUCCCCCAUAUAUGUUUUUGUGUGUGUGUGUGUUUAUAUAUAUAUAUUUUUAUUUUUAUUUUUUUAUAUAUAUAUUUAAUUGUAUU